AUGGUAGUAACAUUGCAACAGAGAUAUGUGUCUUUUCGCAUUGUUUCUCUCCCUUUUUUCUAUAAACCUUCUUUUCUGUCCGAGCUUAGUUCCUCUUCUCUCUUUCCCUUUCUCUCUCUUCUAUCCAUAAGCUUUCCUCUCUGUCCUAGCAUCUUUCUCUUCUUUCUUUCCCUUUCUCUCUAUAAACCUUCCUCUAUGUCCCAGUAUCGUUUCUCUUCUCUCUUUCCAUUUCUCUGGAUGCUCUCUAUAAACCUUCCUCUCUGUCCUAGCUUAUUUCUCUUCUUUCUUUCCAUUUCUCUUUAUAAACCUUCCUCUCUGUCCCAGCUUCGUAUCUCUUCUCUCCUUCCAUUCCUCUCUCUUCACUCCUUAAACCUUCCUCUCUCUCUCCCAGCUUCGUUUCUCUUCUCUCUUUCCAUUUCUCUGGAUGCUCUCUAUACCCCUUCCUCUCAGUACUUCAUUGUCCUUCUAUUUUUCUUCUCUCUUUUUACUUCUCUCCGUUGUCUGUAUAAGCUUUUCUCUCUGUCCUUCUCGCAUAGUUUCUCUUCUCUCUUUCCACUUCUCUCGCUUUUCUCUAUAACCCUUUCUCUCUGUCCUUCUCGCGUAGUUUCUCUUCUCUCUUUCCAUUUCUCCAGCUUCUCUCAAUAA
Messenger RNA from Acanthosepion pharaonis, 645 nucleotides. Lineage: Eukaryota; Metazoa; Mollusca; Cephalopoda; Sepiida; Sepiidae. The record is from the annotation of a GenBank genome assembly.